CUGCCUUCAAUAAUUGAGGACAUGUAUUUCCAUUGUUAGAGCGGUCCCUCGGCUAUCUUGUAGGCUAAAUAGAACAUAUCAUCUUUGGGAACAAUGAAAGAGCUGUCUGGUAGUGCCACAGAGAGAUUGAGAUUGUGAACAGUUGUGAAAGGGAUAGUAAAAAACGAACCACAUAUUCCCUUGCUUGGAGUAACAGACAAUACCAGCCUGACGCAUCGAGGAGAAAUUGAGACACAGUGAAUAGGUGCAGAUAGAGAGUCGGGUCAUUUUCCACGCAGGUUGAAAAGUAUGCUGCAAAUGAAUGAAUUUCAUGUGGUGCUGAAUUGGGUCAUGCAGACCACAAGAAAAGCGAAAGACACACACACCCGCCUCCCGUUGCCUUGCAGGUUGAGCGGUGUGCGCUUUCCAUAGAGGAACGGAGCAUCUUGCCAUCCAUUACCAAUUCUCCAGUGGCACCGAAUAAUCAAAAACAGAAGAGUGCCUUUAAGCACGGAACCAAUCAGAGAAUUACCAACACAGACGAGAAAACGAGACACAAACCCGGACCGCAAUUCAGUUCACAGUCUAGGCUAUACUUUUUUUCAGAUGAAAUAACACAGCGUAAUUGUGCUUUUAUUAUAAACAGUCAUAUUAUUGACUCAUUCGUUAAUGUUGAAAUAUGAUUCAUUUAAUUUAAAUCAGAAUAGAUCUAAAACAGGAGAUAUCGUCGACCAGACCCCAGUGAAUCAACCGGUCAAUUGAAGAGUGCAGGUGCUCCUUGCACCGCGCGAAUGCAGGACCACGGAGGAGAGAGACAGGUCGCCAGCAGUUUGCCCCACAGCGUCAAGGUGAGCCUGUCUCUGUUGGGGCCAGGCCGGGUGGGUGGUGGAGGCUCUCCCAACUCCAAGGUGGGCACCUGCAGUGGUGGAGGAGUGCCUGUGGAGGACAUGCAGGCCCUGGCCAUUACCUCUCUGCCGGGUGCAGACGUGGCAAAACACUAUGAGCACAUCCGCGAGCUGGGCAAGGGCACCUAUGGCAAGGUGGACCUUGUGGCACACCGCACACAGGGCACCAAAAUGGCUCUGAAGUUUGUGACCAAGAGCAAGACGAAGCUGAAGAGCUUCCUAAGGGAGUACAGCCUGACGGGAACACUGAGCUGCAGCCCAUUUAUCAUCAAAGUCCUGGACAUACUCUUCGAGACCGAGGAUAGCUACGUCUUUGGACAGGAGUAUGCCCCCGCUGGAGACCUGUUCGACAUCAUUCCUCCCCAGGUGGGUCUUCCGGAGGAGAUGGUGAAGCGCUGUAUGCAGCAGCUGGGUCUGGCUCUGGACUUCAUGCACAGCAAGAACCUGGUUCACCGUGACGUCAAGCCCGAAAACGUGCUCCUCUUCGACCGUGAGUGCCGGCGCGUCAAGCUGGCUGACUUCGGCAUGACGCGGAGAGUGGGCUGCCGGGUGAAGCGUGUGAGUGGCACCAUCCCGUACACGGCGCCGGAGGUGUGCCGCGCCAGUCGUGCCGAAGGCUUCCUGGUGACCACCAGUCUGGACAUCUGGGCGUUCGGAGUGCUUGUCUUCUGCAUGCUGACUGGUAACUUCCCCUGGGAGGCAGCGCUGCCUACUGACGCAUUCUAUGAGGAGUUCCGGCGCUGGCAUCGUGCGGGGUGUCCCACGGCGGCCUACCCAUCCCAGUGGCGCCGCUUCACUGACGACGCCCUGCGCAUGUUCCAACGGCUGCUAGCUGCCGAACCUGAGAAGCGAUGCAGCGUGAAGGACGUCUUCUGCUUUGUCAAGUAUGAGCUGGUCAGCGAAUUCCGACGCCGUGCCUCCUGCCGAGCCAAGCGAGGCGAGAGGUCCAGUUCAUCUGGUGUAUGCCCUGCAGGCUGCACCUCCUCUUUGUCCUCCUCCUCAUUGCGCUCCCACAGACACCCAGAGCCCUCCACUCCCCCAGGAACGACCUCACUCUUGCGCCCAGCGCCCCUGAAGAGGAGCGUCCUCUCUGACCCCCAGUCCCCUCAGGAGGAGUCUCCUGGCCAGCACCACUCUUCUCUGGGUCGAGAGAAGACCAAGGUGAUGGCUACUGCCAUAGAGAUCUGUGUCUGACAGAGACUGGAUGAGCAGCGGUAUCUGUGGGCGUUGCCAUGGCGAUAGGAACCUGCGCAAGGUACUUGUAACGGCCAUUUUGACUGGAGUUGAAGGUUGACUCUGCUGAGAAGAAGCCCAAUAUCGAAUUAUUGACUGUGACACAGAUUGGUAUCAGCACUCACGGCAGUACACUCUUGGACAAGUCAUCACUAGCGCAUGCGUUUGUUAUUUGAUUUGUGACCUUAGACUGUUUUCUGAGUUGGAGAAGCGACAUUCAAGAGUCCACUGACAGACGUCGUUUUUUUCACAGCAACUCGUUCCACUAUUUUGCUUCUUGGUACACACAUUAACACGGCUAACGAUGCUAAUAGAAACAGUUCUAGCCAUUUCUAACCAUUGGGUUCAGUAGAAACCUUCAAUGCUCCCUGACGACACAUUUCCAUUCUGCCUCCCUUCUCCCUAAUUUCUCUUAUUUUUAUAUUUCUUCUUCUGCUUCUCUCUCUCUCUAUAUAUAUAUAAAUACCUUUGACCUGGGGAGGCCCAAACCUUAGCUGAUCUAGUGACAUGCUUUAGAAAUCUAGCUGAUCAGAGGGCCAGCGAUCCAAUAGGUCAAACUGAUCUUCUGUCUGACUGACAUAUCGCUGAAUGAAUGGGAUUCCAUGGCAGUUCCGGCCAUUUCCAAAGUGUGAAAAUGGCUAUGGACAUAGGGGAGAAUGAUUGUUUUUCAAAAGGAGAAAAUAUGUGAAGGUGACUCUCCAAUGUAGCAGUUACUAUGACAAUGGGACAUUGCUCAUCUAGACUGUCUGAACUGAGACAGGACCCUGCUGUCAGACAUCUCAGCGGUUACUUCCUGUCUCAGAGUAACUUCCUGUUGAGGGUUACAGGUGAUUUCCUGUAGUAGACCACUGUUUAAAAGGACACAUUUCAUUCUGUAAUAGUGCCUAAUUAGUUCAUACAGGCAUCUUCCAAUGUGAAAAGAAAUGAGAAAAUAUAUAAUUGCUUCUGUUGACAUUCAAAUGCUUGGAAACUGUUAUAGAAUAGAGGGAGUGUUUAUUUUAUAUUUGGUGUGUGUGUGUGUGUGUGUGUGUGUGUGUGUGUGAGGGGGGGGGGGGGUUGGUGGGUGGGUGGGUGUUUGAACAACUAAAACACAAUCUCUUUGUAAAGGAGGAGAAUAAAAAAAAAAGUGCAUUAUAGAUAUUUACUAUUUUAAGCGCCACACUGUAUUGUUGUCAGGUAGUUCAACCAUGUAGCUUUAUUAAUAUUGUUUACUACUGGGAGAGGUUACAGGGAUCAACGCACUGAAUGUAGCAAAAAUAAUAUGACAUGUACAGUAUAUGAACAUUAUCAAAUGAUAAUGCUCUAUAGUGGUGCCAAAAAUGGGGUGGACAGUAGCAGCCUUUAGAGUAUGGUUGGGAUGGGACCAGGGCCUAUUGGAAUAGUACUGUUUAACACGUGUGUGAUGUCUCUCCCUGAGCACAUUCUGAACACUGUGACCUUAGCCCAUCUUAACCAUCAAUAGUCCCCUUCCUCUGUCAAUACAACUCAACUCAAAUCAACCAAGUACUUUACUGAGUUAAUGCUUUAGUGCACACAUGCAUCCUGUAUAACAUUACCGAAGCAAUUCCAAUAUAAUUGAUCAUAGAUCCCAUGUUCGCUCCAGGCUCCUCAAACUCCCAGCCAACCAAUCUUCCUUUACUCUUCGUCCUUCACCUUCAUCUAUCACUCACUCGCUCUCUUCCUCCCUUCCCCAUCUGCUUGUCUUUCUCCUGCACUUGAGUCUCUGAGCCAUUCUGUGUUGUCUGGUAGGAUGACCUCUCUCUCCCCCCUUUGGCAUGCUGUGGGCUGAUGAUCAAUUGAGGCCGCCGCACCGCGAGUGUCUCAGCUAGCGAAAAAAGAAAACAAAUGAUGUAAGCAUCUAAAAAGCGCACUGUGUGCUGCUUUAUCAAGCGUUCAUCUCUAUUUAUCGGCUAAGUUGCUGCUGUUAUGUCAGACAGGUGUGUUUUGUGCGUGUCCCACCCUUCCCUUCUUUCCUUUCCCCGAUGACAGCCCAUCAUCCCUGUCGCUAUAGUGACAGUCAGUGUUUUUAUGGUCAGUUUCUCAGCUCCUGUCCACUCCCGAAACAUCAAACACAAUUGUCUGGUCUGGUCAUUCUGCAACAACACCAGUAUUAUUAACAACACUGCCCUGCUAGCCAUGAGUUCUCAUAGCAAUUGCCUUCCACAUAUAAUGUGUAGUAUACAGUAUGUCUGUUCUACUAUGUCGGCAAUGUCAGUCUCAUUCUAUCACAUAUACUAUGUACAUACAUCUGUUGUACUGUUUACAUUUGUCAAAAUCUGUCCAAUUCACCUUCCUUCUUCCUCCAUCGUCUCUAGAACACCUACCUGCUAGUCAUGAAGUCAGUGCCCUUGUCAUAUGUCACACUUUAAGGAUGACCGUAGUCAGAGGAGAAUGGUGGUUCAUUGACCUCAAUCUGGGCGGAGAUUUUCUGUGAUCACUCAUAGGGUGAAUGCGUGCAUAACUUGCAUAUGUAGCCUCUACUUAUGUCAAGAUGCAUACACUGUUUUGCGAAUAUUUAUAGUUUUGUUCGAUAUUGCACAACCGUAUACAUCAGAACAGUGUUAUGUCAGUUGUCAUGAGUGUCAAGUUUUUGUCAGACUGUUAUAAUAGGUUAUGUAGGCAUUAUGAUCACAUUGUGUAAUGUUCAUUUUAGUUUUGUAGCCUACUGUUUACCUCAGUUAUGUCCUGAUCCUACUAGCUGGUCUCCAACAGCAAGUUGAAUUAUGUAAAUGUGCAAAUGUAUUAAGUCUUUAACACAGAAACAAAUAAAAUGUUUAAUAUUGAGUA
Messenger RNA from Oncorhynchus kisutch (coho salmon), 4904 nucleotides. Its product is annotated as serine/threonine-protein kinase SBK1. The transcript is spliced from 4 exons. Gene Ontology annotation, biological process: protein phosphorylation. Bases 771 to 2078 code for a protein of 435 amino acids. Lineage: Eukaryota; Metazoa; Chordata; Actinopteri; Salmoniformes; Salmonidae. The record is from RefSeq and is a predicted model, not a curated record. Gene Ontology annotation, molecular function: ATP binding; protein serine/threonine kinase activity.